AUGUAUCAGGCUCUGAAUACACUUGAGAAACAUCCUCAUUGCGUUUCCCAGUACAUAUUCCGCAAAUUGAUGGGGCACGAUAUUGAUGAGAUUCUUUUCAAGGUUCAACAGCCGAAGAGAUUGUCGGCUCCUGGGCUUCCUGAACUGAAUCACAGUCAGAUGCAUGCUGUCAAAGCUGUACUGAUGAGACCUCUGAGCCUCAUUCAAAGACCUCCAGGAACUGGAAAGAUCUACCACGAACUCAUCAUGACAGCGAAAGAAUACAUGCAAUGUGUUAAUGCAGUCGACGCAGUUUGGUUGGCAGAACUUGGCCCUAUGUUCUAUUCAGUAAAGGAGUCGAAGACUUCUCGAUCUAAAAAACGAAAGAAAGCGUAA
Molecule: messenger RNA, 375 nt
Organism: Cylicocyclus nassatus
Lineage: Eukaryota; Metazoa; Nematoda; Chromadorea; Rhabditida; Strongylidae
Source: the annotation of a GenBank genome assembly